Molecule: messenger RNA, 1117 nt
Organism: Xiphophorus hellerii (green swordtail)
Lineage: Eukaryota; Metazoa; Chordata; Actinopteri; Cyprinodontiformes; Poeciliidae
Gene: pde6hb
Product: phosphodiesterase 6H, cGMP-specific, cone, gamma, paralog b
Exons: 3
Coding region: 91-351 (86 amino acids)
Biological process (GO): visual perception; positive regulation of G protein-coupled receptor signaling pathway; positive regulation of epidermal growth factor receptor signaling pathway
Cellular component (GO): photoreceptor outer segment membrane
Molecular function (GO): 3',5'-cyclic-nucleotide phosphodiesterase activity; cGMP binding
Source: RefSeq, a predicted model, not a curated record
AAGCACAAAGCAGGCAAUGUGUCUCAAAGUCAAGGAGAAAAACGAAGAAGCGGUGACCAGAGGCUCAGUGGGACACCUGCAACAACAGAAAUGAACGCCAGUCCACCAGCAGGAAGCGCCCUGUCCCCCGGCAGUACCGCGGGCCCCACUACUCCCAAAAAGGGCCCACCCAAGUUCAAGCAGAGGCAGACUCGCACAUUCAAGAGCAAGGCUCCCAAACCAGGCCAGAAGGGCUUCGGCGACGACAUCCCCGGCAUGGAGGGUCUCGGCACCGACAUCACAGUGGUGUGCCCAUGGGAAGCCUUCGGCGACAUGGAGCUCAGCGACUUGGCCAAAUACGGCAUCAUCUAAGCCUCCUGCCUUCCUCCACCUCUCCUCCGUCCGCCCCUCUCCACCCGGCCGCCUCUCCGUCUCGGCUCGGCGGGCCGCCAUAAGGCUGCCGGCCAACCCCCUAACGCCCUCUCGUCUGACUACCUCAUACUUUAUUCCACUAAGUGGAUAUUAUUAUUUUUAUAUCAUUAUUAAUAUAUGAUACUGUUUACAGUAUAUGUACUUGAAAUGAGAAGACGAGAAACAAAACCCAGGAACCUUUUCCCGUCCCAACAGCCACGUAGAGCAGUUUUCCUCUUCCGCCUCUCUUGUCUCCUCCUUCGGCCUUCCCGCGCGCUCCCUGCCCCUCCGUAACCACGGCAACGGAUGCAAGCCAAAAGCUAGCUCGACACUAGCCCCGUAUUUAACGCUUCUAGCUGUCUGUUAAACUGUAAAUAACGUCUGCUCGGCGUGAACCUUUUUACCUUCCUUUUGUACUUUCCUCCUCUUUUGCGUCGUAUGGUGUGUGAAUGCGUGUGUAGGUGUGUGUGUGUGUUUAUUUUUGCUCCAUGUGACCGAGGUUUUACCUUCAGCACCAAGGAGAGCGUGCAACAUGCUAAAGCUACAACGCACUUUCACACGACCAUGGAGGAUGAACUCCACCUCCCUUUCUUCCUGUCGCUGUCUGAACCCAGUUCCCUCUCAGAUAAAAUAAAGACAGAAGCUAUAUGUUUUCCUUCUGUGUUCAGAAAAUGUACUGUGAACUGGUGUGUACUGAUAGCUGCCAGUAAAGUGUAUAUUUUCAGCA